Humulus lupulus (European hop) is the source of this 1719-nucleotide messenger RNA. RefSeq lists its product as uncharacterized. Lineage: Eukaryota; Viridiplantae; Streptophyta; Magnoliopsida; Rosales; Cannabaceae. The transcript is spliced from 2 exons. The record is from RefSeq and is a predicted model, not a curated record. Bases 377 to 1312 code for a protein of 311 amino acids.
UCUUGGCCUCGUGCAUGGGGCGCCGUAGGCGGCCCCGCGGCCCCUCUUGGCCUCGCGCAUGGGGCACCGUAGACGGCCUCGCGGCCCUUCUUGGCCUCGCGCAUGGGGCGCCGUAGACGGCCUCGCGGCCCCUCUUGGCCUCGCACAUGGGCAUGGUGGGAGUGGCCCAAGGGCCUCGCGGAUCGGUGGCCUCGCGAGGCGGGAGGGCCUCGCGGAAUGGGAUGGCCCUCGCCCAUAUGAUGGCCUCGCGGAAUGGGACGGCCUUAUAUUUUCUCUUGAUGAGAUUAUGAGCAUCAACACUUGCCCCCCUAGUCUAGGAGAGGGCCUUUAGGUUCUCUUGUAGACUAUUCAUCUUGGUUCCUAUAAAUAGGCCAUCAUGCAUGGCUCAAUAUUUACAUCUUACCUCCUUGGCUUAGUGGUAGUUAAACCCUUGCUCCUUCCAAGAGGUAAAGGGUUCAAUCCCCCUCAGCCACACUUUCUCCAUAAUUUCAUCACUUUUCCAUUUUUUCAUCAUUUUUUUUUUACAUAUAAGCUAGUUUCUUGGUGUGUAUAUUUUAGGACUAACACACAUUUCUGGUUAAUUCUUGCAGACGCGCAUUUUCAACGCUUUGGUGCUUUUCGCCUCCCAACCUUCCUUGGACUCCGACUUCGUUCUUUUAAUCGCUUGAGAUAUGUCAAAAGCACGCAGACAGGUGUCCGUCCAGGAAGAGGACGACGCCCCCUACUGGCGUCCAGCCUAGUGUCCCACGUGUCUCCGAAUAAAUUGAAGGCAAUCAUGAAACAUUACCGAGCUCCUCCAGAAUACGCCCUGCACGUUCCUCAGGAGACUUGCCGGGCCGACCGCCCCAAACUGGGCUUUGUGGCUUUGAGCGAGCAGAUUCUGAAGGCGGGCGGCACCAUUCCUCUGCACCCGUUCUUUGUGGCGGUUCUCAACUAUUUUGAUUUGGCCCCUCUCCAACUGUCACCCAACAGUUGGUUGACUUUAAGUUGCCUCUUCAUUUGGUUUAAGGAUAAUGAGAAAUGCGCCCCGACGGCGCAGGAGGUGCAUUCCUUGUAUAACCUUAUAGCAUUGCCCAAGUCCAAGGGCUUCUACUAUCUGCAGAAGGCCAACAGUGAGCUCCCCUUAAUAGAGGGCUCGGUGUCCAAUACCGGGCCUUGGAAACAAGACUUUUUUUGGGUAGAGGGGCCUCUCUCGGUUCGUGAAAGCUUCCGCGCCAACCCUAGUAAGUAUCCUGGUCUUUCUUUUUUUUUUCUUACUAGAACUUACUGUUUUGCACUCUCUCUUGUACUAACAUCGACGUGGUUCUUGUAGGGCACUUUGCUGAUCCUUCGGUCAUUGGAUCUGAGGCGGAGGCCAUAGGCAAACUCAUUGCUGCAGAUUCCGCUGAGAAGAAGGCAACGGUCCUUUUUACGGUGGAAAAUCUCACCCGCCACCAAUUGUCCCCGGUCUCUAACUCCAAGUUCCUGUGGUCGAUCACCGGGUCUAAGAAGGUUGUGGCUACGCUGGCUGGGCCAUCACUACACGAGGGUGAGGCUGAGGUGGAGAUGGAGGAUGCCCCCCCGUCCCCCGGGGGGUGCCCUCUCUAUGGCCCACAUGACCAGGACAUGGCUUUUCCAUCUCUGGACCCGCAGGCCGCGGCGGGAUGUUACGUCCCUCCUGGCCUUGAUGGCACGGACGUUUUCCCCCAGGUCCCCCAUGACAUUGGCUACCAGACGCUG